GCCAUCCCAACGACCAGCCCGGCUGCCCAGAGCUGGUGCACCGCGAAGAGCCUGGCGCACCCGGCGGGCCGGUGGGCAUCCGCCGCCGCGCGUCCCGUCCCCGGCUCGGCACUCCCGCCGGCGCCGCCGCCGCCCCCAUGUUCCAGCUGCCCAUCCUGAACUUCAGCCCCCAGCAAGUGGCGGGGGUGUGCGAAACCCUGGAGGAGAGCGGCGACGUGGAGCGCCUGGGCCGCUUCCUCUGGUCGCUGCCUGUGGCCCCGGCGGCCUGCGAGGCCCUCAACAAGAACGAGUCGGUGCUGCGCGCCCGCGCCAUCGUGGCUUUCCACGGCGGCCACUACCGCGAGCUCUACCACAUCCUGGAGAACCACAAGUUCACCAAGGACUCGCACGCCAAGCUGCAGGCGCUGUGGCUCGAGGCGCACUACCAGGAGGCGGAGAAGCUGCGCGGGCGGCCGCUGGGGCCGGUGGACAAGUACCGGGUGCGCAAGAAGUUCCCGCUGCCGCGCACCAUCUGGGACGGCGAGCAGAAGACGCACUGCUUCAAGGAGCGCACGCGGCACCUGCUGCGCGAGUGGUACCUGCAGGACCCGUACCCCAACCCCAGCAAGAAGCGGGAGCUCGCCCAGGCCACCGGACUCACCCCGACGCAGGUGGGCAACUGGUUCAAAAACCGCCGGCAAAGGGACCGGGCAGCUGCUGCGAAGAACAGACUCCAGCAGCAAGUCCUGUCUCAGGGCUCCGGGUGGGUGCUGAGAGCCGAGGAGGAGGGCAGUACGGAGGUGCUGGGAACCACAGCCAGCCCAGCCGCCAGCCUAUCCAGCAAGGCAGCCACUUCAGCCAUCUCCAUCACGUCCAGCGACAGCGAGGGCGACAUCUAGGCUGCCCACACAGCAGGCUUGGAAACAGAAUCCAGUGUAUAAAAAGACACAGACAAAAUGAAGGCGGGAGGGAAGAGGAGAGACCCACAGACAAUUGCAGCGCGUUGGAAGCCAGGUGGCCAGGGACUCUCUGGAUGAGGUGCCUGCGAGAGGGUUGUCAUGUUCGCC
This is a messenger RNA of Pipistrellus kuhlii (Kuhl's pipistrelle), 1046 nucleotides long. It is a transcript of the gene SIX6, whose product is annotated as SIX homeobox 6. The coding region runs from base 138 to 878 and encodes 246 amino acids. Gene Ontology annotation, cellular component: transcription regulator complex; nucleus. The record is from RefSeq and is a predicted model, not a curated record. Gene Ontology annotation, molecular function: DNA-binding transcription factor activity, RNA polymerase II-specific; RNA polymerase II cis-regulatory region sequence-specific DNA binding. NCBI's taxonomy places the organism in Eukaryota, Metazoa, Chordata, Mammalia, Chiroptera, Vespertilionidae. Gene Ontology annotation, biological process: regulation of transcription by RNA polymerase II; eye development. The transcript has 2 exons.